Molecule: messenger RNA, 1158 nt
Organism: Erinaceus europaeus (western European hedgehog)
Lineage: Eukaryota; Metazoa; Chordata; Mammalia; Eulipotyphla; Erinaceidae
Product: sorting nexin-3-like
Exons: 1
Coding region: 20-508 (162 amino acids)
Biological process (GO): late endosome to Golgi transport; endocytic recycling
Cellular component (GO): retromer complex; early endosome membrane
Molecular function (GO): phosphatidylinositol-3-phosphate binding
Source: RefSeq, a predicted model, not a curated record
GCGGAGGGAGCCCGCGGACAUGGCGGAGACCGUAGCGGACACCCGGAGGCUGAUCACCAAGCCGCAGAACCUCAAUGACGCCUACGGGCCCCCCAGCAACUUCCUCGAGAUCGACGUGAGCAACCCGCAGACCGUGGGCGUCGGCCGGGGCCGCUUCACCACCUACGAGAUCAGGGUCAAGACAAAUCUACCUAUUUUCAAGCUGAAGGAAUCCACUGUUAGAAGAAGAUACAGUGACUUUGAAUGGCUGAGAAGUGAAUUAGAAAGAGAGAGCAAGGUCGUGGUCCCCCCGCUCCCUGGGAAAGCAUUUUUGCGUCAGCUUCCCUUUAGAGGAGACGAUGGAAUAUUUGAUGACAGUUUUAUUGACGAAAGAAAGCAAGGGCUGGAGCAGUUUAUAAACAAGGUCGCUGGUCAUCCCCUGGCACAGAACGAACGUUGUCUCCACAUGUUUUUACAGGACGAAAUUAUAGAUAAAAGCUAUACUCCGUCUAAGAUAAGACAUGCUUGAACUUUAACAAGAAGAAGCAAGGAAAGAAAAGAAAAAAAAACUUUCUGUGACUGUUAUUGAUUGAUGUGCACCAGUGAAGAAGUCCUAGCUGACUGCAUGCAGCACAGAGACUGGUAUAACACGCCUUCCGUAUACUAACACUCAUGCGCUCAAGUUUGCUUGGUUUGCUUCUGGCAGUUGCCGAGAAGUUCAUUUGCUUUAGUGAAAAACCCCUCAUUCUAGCCUUCCUGUCCGAAUAGCUCCUCCUCACACUUUCAUUGUAGCGCACACCAUAACCUCACGAACCUGUUAGCCCAGCGUAUUCAGCAGUGUCCUAACUAAAGCUACUGACGUGGUCUUACCUGCACAACUUUCUGUGUCAUGUUUGCUUCUUGAAUCCGACUAGACUUUCUCCCCUCACCCCCUUUCUAAGGUGUGAUGGGUGCAGGAGCACCACAUCACUGGUUUCCAGUACCCGGCUGUAAGAUACAUGCUGUGUGCAGAAAGUAUCUUCCUUCAGGCUUGGCAUACCCUUCACAUGAGAGAUCAAUGAGGGAAAUCUUUAUAUUCUGUAAAAAGGAAAAAACAAAAAAUCAAAUUUAUAUACUAAAAUCAUUUGUCUAAAAAUUUAAGUUGUUUUCAAAUAAAAGGCAUUUCUGACAAAAAAAAAA